Molecule: messenger RNA, 2617 nt
Organism: Effrenium voratum
Lineage: Eukaryota; Dinophyceae; Suessiales; Symbiodiniaceae
Source: the annotation of a GenBank genome assembly
AAGGUGUGGCUCAAGGCCAGUGCCUGGUGGCCUGCGGGCGCACACGGCAGGCCUGGCGCAUUGGGUCAGCCAGGCCAGGCGUGUUCCGACGGAUAGGAGUUGGUCAAUCUUCACUUUCUCUCUCACCAGUGCGAGGAUGGACUGGCCAAAGAAUGACACCCUGCCGUCGCUCGGUGGGAAGCCCGGGACACGAGGAGAGAUGCCGCGUAUGCGUGGAGGGCUCGCGCCCCUCAACACUUCCUCCAGCCACUUCAUGAAGCCAGAUGAGCAGGGACCUGUGCCGCGAAGCGCCCAUGGGAACCGUCUAGGAACUGGCUUUGGCAGCACCUUGGGGAGUGCCACAGGCUCAGGUUCCGGUGCCCCUGCCUCCAGCUGGGACAAACAGCUGCAUGUGGGCAAGCUGCCUCAGCCCUUCGCGCCAUCCAAGCAGCAGCAGCAGAUGGAGGAGCAGGCUGCGCAGGCUGCCAGCCACGCCGCCUCGCGAGAUCCAGGAACAGUCAGCUCCGGAUCAAUGACUGCCCGGCAAAUCAGAUCGUCGGGUGGAGCACGUGAUCCUACAGUGCCUGGCCGUGGGUCCCUGACGGCGCGGCCCUCCUCCAAGGGCGGCUCGCAGAGCUGGGCGGCUCAAAAGGAGCAGCUUCUAGCGGGCGGCAUGCUGGCGGGUCAGCCGCAGCUGAUUUCAGCUGCAAGUAUCCACAGCCAGCUACAAGCCGAACGGGCAGAGCGCGAGAAAGAGAAAGAGCGUGAGAGAGAACGGGAGCGUGAGCGCGAACGCGAACGGGAACGCAUCGAGCAAGAGAAGGAAAAGGAAAGGGAAAGAGAGAAGGAAAAGGAGAAGCUGAAGUUGGAGAUCCCGCUUAGUCCUGCCAAGGUGCUGAAGCACCACAUGGAGGAGCUGACCGAGUUCGAGCAGGGCGAAAUCUUAGAUUUUCCUCAGAUUUGGUACUUUGGCGCUGGUGCGCCAAAGAUUCGGGGGACCUCGGCCUCCACCAACAAUCACUCCUACGAUGAUGAGAGGGGCGAUUACAUGGUGGUUCUGCAUGACCACAUUCUCUACCGAUAUGAGGUGAUGAACCCGCUGGGCAAGGGCUCCUUUGGGCAAGUGGUCCGAGGGUUUGACUUCAAGACGAACAACUGCGUCGCUUUGAAGAUGGUUCGAAACAAGAAGCGCUUCCAUCACCAGGCGCUGGUUGAGGUGAAGAUCUUGGAACAUCUCCGAGAGAGAGACCUCGAGAGCACCUCCAACGUUGUGCACAUGAUGGAUUACUUCUAUUUCAGGAACCACUUGUGCAUUACCUUUGAGCUGCUGAGCAUCAACCUCUAUGAGUUCAUCAAGAAUAAUAACUUCCAGGGUGUCUCUUUGGGCCUCAUCCGGCGCUUUGCCAUUCAGCUGCUGGCGGCUCUGCGCUUCUUGCGGAAGCAGCACAUCAUUCACUGUGACCUCAAGCCCGAGAAUAUCCUGCUGAAGAAUCCCACGAAGAGUGGAAUCAAGGUCAUCGACUUUGGCUCAUCUUGCUUCGAGGAUGAGCGGGUCUAUACGUACAUUCAGAGCCGCUUUUAUCGGUCUCCGGAGGUGAUUCUGGGAAUUCCGUAUGACAUGGCCAUUGACAUGUGGUCGUUUGGAUGCAUCCUGGCAGAGCUCUACACGGGCUAUCCACUCUUCCCAGGCGAGAACGAGGUGGAGCAGCUCGCCUGCAUCAUGGAGAUCUUUGGCGUGCCUCCUACCAAGAUCCUUGACGGAGCUUCCAGGAUCAAGAUGUUCUUCGAUGCACAUGGCAAUCCUCGGCUGGUGCCCAACAGCCGGGGCAAGAUCCGCAAACCUGGCGCCAAGGAAUUGCAAUCGGUUCUCCGGACCUCUGAGGGGAAGUUCGUGGAUUUCCUCCUGGGCUGCCUGCAGUGGGAGGCACCCCAGCGAUUCAGUCCAGAAGAUGCACUGCAGCAGGAGUGGAUUUUGGAGUGCUAUGCAAAGCAUGCCCGCGAUGCGGCACCUGGCAGGAUGCCGGACGCACCUGCCUCCUCGAGGACUCGCGGAGGCGCUGCAGCCGACAGCCAUCGGAGUCGCCGCGGCGUGCAGCAGAUGUCAUCCACAGGCGGCUUCGGCAGCACCGGAGGUUUCGGUGCCACCACCGGUGGCUCAGGCACCAACCUCACUUUUCCGCCCAUCGAGGGCUCAGGUGGACUGCUGCCGAAGAAGAGAACGGCGCACAAGGCACCCGAGCAAGGAUCUACAGGGGUUGGAUCUGGCUCCACUGGUCUGAUGGCGUCAGGCCUAGGCUCACUGAGCCAAAGCCUUGCCGCAAACGCGCAGCCGAACGAAGCCAACGGCUUUGAGUUCUGAUGUGCAGCUCAGUUCAAGGCUGCCUCCUCGCAAAUGCCUGAGGCAUGCACCGGAGGCGCCUUCUUAGCCUGGAAAGGGAACUUGGUGGCAGUUGGCCACACCUUGAGAACACUUCGGCCAAGUGGCAAGUGGCUGUUCCGUACCAACUGCCACACCGGCAGGGCACAAGCUGUGACAGCUUUAGCCGAACGCCGAAUUGCAGCAUUUUAGAGGCAGGCGCCAACACGGGCCUGUUGCCAUUGCCUGCGCAAGACUAGCACUGGCCUGGGAUCCGGGAGA